Molecule: messenger RNA, 1824 nt
Organism: Cladocopium goreaui
Lineage: Eukaryota; Dinophyceae; Suessiales; Symbiodiniaceae
Source: the annotation of a GenBank genome assembly
AUGAUGAGACUGAGAUUGGACUCUACGAGUGCUCAAGCGUUCUUUUCUCGUUUGGGUCCUGGAAAAGCCGCCAAACAUCUUUCAACCCGACUUCUUUGGACGCAACAAGCCAUGAGAAAACAAUGGUUCUAUGUGGAUCGUAAAUCGACCAAGGAGAACCCAGCUGACUUGAACACGAAAGCGCUAUCGAAGGAAAGGCGCGAGUUCUUGAUGAAGAGAAGUGGAUUGAAAAACCAACAUUUUGAGGAGAACGAUGAUGUGGUCUGCAGUGGAAAGAAGAAGCAGCUAGUGAAACUUUUGGUCAACAUGAUCGUGGCGAGCAAUUUGCAAGGAUGUGAAGAAGCUCAAGCUGGCGUUAGAACUACGUCAUGGAUUUUGACAUGGGCAUUUGUGGUGAUCAUUUUUCUUUUGGUUUUGGUGAUGAGACUUUUUCUCAAGCUGACGAGCAAGAUGGAAGAGCUGGAGAGGUGCAAGUUUGCUCUGAAGACAGUGAAAGAGGCAAUGAUAAUGAACGAGGAAGAUGAUCCUUUGUGCAGUGAAGAUACCGAACUGAUGAGCGGAUGUAUCAUCCGUCAUCGCGUUGUUCGGGAAGAAGCACUGCAUACAGCAGCCAAUGGUGAUGGAGAUGAACAUGGAGCAGAUUAUGCUGAUUCAGAUGAGAGUUUUGUAGAAGAAGAAAGUCCGAGAAGUGAGCAAGUUCGUGCUUGGGUCAAUGAUGACGGAAGCGUUGAUUUCUUUGAAGAGGCAGACACAGACCAGCGCGUGGUAGCAGAUCUUCGAGCGCUACGAGACGUCAGUGUUUUGACGGGGUUUGGUGGUCUUGUGGGCAUCUUGAUUCUCUUCCUGUUCAUUCUCACUUUGCUUCGAGCUGCGGCGAAGAAACGCAGAGAGCGGAAAGGAUAUGAAGAGGCUUUGGUAGCUGCGGCCAGAACGUGGGUAGGCUCUAUUCGAACUCCUCAACACGACCUGAUCCCGGUGGCGGACUUUGCCGUUGAAGUCAAAGGUGUGGAUCUGGCAUCGCCGUGCCCAGAGUUGGAGUUGCAAGAUGCGCUGUGGAUUCACGGGUUGUUGAUCUUCCGUGGUCAAGACAUUACCGGGGAGGAGCUGUUGCGCUUUGCCGCGCUUUUUGCCGAACCAGCGAAGGCCGCGGGACAGCAAAGUGCUGUGGCGGUCUAUCGCGUCUGUGACCGCGAUCCCUUGCCACGAGGACAAGACUUUUGGCAUUCGGACAACUCCUAUGCUCAGGAGUGCAGCGGUCCCACCUUGCUCUACGCAUUAAAAGUUCCUCAGGGCCCCGAGGGACCCUUGGGCGACACCCUCUUCCUGGAUGCAGCUGCUGAUGCAGUGAACCUUGAGGGCCUGUCACGCUCCAGGGCAGAGAUCAGGAAACUGCGCGCCAGGCACAAUGUGGCCUUCAACGCCGGUGCUCCGCUCCCAGAGUUCUCCGAGUCUCCACCUGUGCUGCACCCUGUGCUGAGACAUCAUCCCAUCACUGGAGAUGAGGUGGUCUUUGUGAACGAGGCCUACGUCUCACAGAUUGAGGGUCUGCCAGAGGAUGAAUCGCAGCAGCUCCUGCGGCAGCUACGUUCCCGCUUGACGCAACGUUACCGGCAUCGCUGGCAGGAAGGAGAUGUCGUGGUUUGGGACAAUCAUCGACUGCAGCACAAGGCCACAACCCUCGAGCUGCCAAAGAAUGCAGAGCGGGUCAUGUGGCGAGUGCAGACUCAUGGUUUUGGGUAUCCAACGAAGCGAUUUGAGGGAACCACCGGUGAGGAAAAAGUGUGGCUGGAGUCAGCUUUUGUAGAGAUGCUAUUUGGACUAUGA